Molecule: messenger RNA, 3851 nt
Organism: Vanessa atalanta (red admiral)
Lineage: Eukaryota; Metazoa; Arthropoda; Insecta; Lepidoptera; Nymphalidae
Exons: 12
Coding region: 394-2061 (555 amino acids)
Cellular component (GO): membrane
Source: RefSeq, a predicted model, not a curated record
AUUGAUCACAGCGCAAACUUCGUAAUUUUUGUUGAAAGUAAAAUACCUAAGAAAUCAAUACACGAAUAAUGGAACUAAACAUUAUUUUAACUAUUAGUAUUGAUAUAUAGUACUUUGUAAAGUUAAGCAAUAAGUUAAUAAAGCUUAUCAGUUUUAGCGCCACCGUGUGUCAGAAAGCAGGACUAAAUAUUACUUUACGAAAGGCCUUUAGUACCUACUUGUACCACCUUGGCUUAAGACGCAUGAUCAAUUUUCUGUCUGUCCCUAUCUUUUAUAAAGAUUUCCCACGGUCAGCGAACGACUAUCGAUUUAAAAUAAAUAGGACAGAAGUCCUAAAGCCCUAAAAAUGUGGACUUAGAGCUGACGUUAAAUUUGUGUCAGUGUAAAAACAAAAUGUUUAGUAAAGCAGUGUUGUGUCUAUCGACCUUACACUUUUAUAGUGUUGCAGCACAAGGAGAAUGCACCGAUUUAAGGGGAAGGCUCAUUACAAAUGGGAUGCACUAUGUUCCAGGCCCUGAUACAUGCACGUUAUGUAUUUGUGACAAUGGCGUGCCAAAAGUAUGUAAAGCUGUUCUGUGUUCACCUCCCCAGGAUUGCCGUUCAUUUCGUGUGGGUACUACAUGCUGCGAGUUUAUUUGUCUCGACGAUGUAGUAAAACCCGCUGAGGGUGCUGAGGCUAAUGUCCGAGUAGCGGCCGGAGGAGCAGCGGCAAUAGUCCUGCUCACUGUAGCCUUGGUUGUCUACAGAGUUAGAAAACAGAAACGGCGUCGACCACCGCACACGGAAGAUCAGAGGAGUCUGACGAGUAUUGGCUAUAUAAGCGGCAGUAUGGGCUACAUGGGCGGGAGCUGCGAGACGGCGCCGAUGGGAGCGUGGAAGCCUCCUUCUAACUACCUGCCGCGGGGCGAGGCACCGCCGCCUUACGAGGAGGCCAUGGCACAGUGCCGUUCUGAUCCUAUGAGUCGCUCGGUCGUCAGAGUGGGCACGGAGCCGUCGUUCCACCGCACGUACGCGGCCGACGACGUGUGCGCGUCGCACGCCUACAACCUGCCGCGCCCCGUCGCGCAGAUUGCGAAUACUCAAAACUGCUACAACGCUCCUCUUCUGCAAUCCGUACAUCCGCCGGAAGUGAGAGACGUGUCUAAUAUUCCUCAUCCAUUGGCUCCAAACAUGGGCGCAGUGGUGGGUGGCGCUCGGCUCACGGGCUCGCUGGGCGCCAUCAGCGCGCGACUCAGCGUGCCGCGCGACGACCACGAGCGCCCGCACAACGUGCCCGGCUUCUACGCCACGCACGCCGCCCUGCACCGAACGAUCCCGCGCAUCUCGACGGCGGUGGACACGUCGACGCUGGAGGCGAUGGGCUUCACGCGCGCGGACCGCUCGCUGGCGGGCGAGGUGCGGCGCUCCUUCCACCGGCCCGGCGAGCGCAUCGAGCGCGUGCACUCGGGCCGCAGCGUGCCGCGCAACCUCAACAUCGCGUCCGCGCCCGACGCGCCCCUCGCGCCGCACGCGCCCCUCGCCGCCCACGGGCCCCUCGCGCCGCACGCCCCCCUCGCGCCACACGCCCCCCUCGCUCCGCACGCCCCCCUCGCGCCGCACUCUGUGCACGCGCUCGCGGCAGAGUCCGACGACACGAGCCAGGCGUCGGCGCGCUCCGCGGGCAGGCCGCGCGCGCACAGCGACGAACAGGACGCUAAGAGUAAGCAGCCCGAGGCGCCCCCCACUCUGCCUCUCACCGUAGACAAGCCUUCGUGCGUGUGCAGCUACGAGAGCAGCGCACGCGCAGAGGACGCGGACGACUACCGCAGCGAGUGCGAGAACUGCCACUCUACCAAUAACAAUUCAACGUGGGAGGAAGGUGGUGGAGCGGAGGGUGCGGGGUGGGGAGGUACGCAGACGCUGCAGCGCCGCGCGCCCCCGCCGCCCGCGCCGCCCCCCGCCACCGCCACGCUGCCGCAGCCCGUCACCAGGCACGGUCGAACCACAAUGGGCAAUCCGUCUAACUGGGAGAAUUGGUUCAACACGAUACCUGAUUCUGAUACGGAAUCUGAAGAAGAAUGAAACGAAAUGAACCGAUGUAUGGACAUCGACAGAGAAACAGCCCUUUAAUGUAGUGACUAACAAUUUUUGAACUGUCAUAUAUUAUUUUGCUCCUUAGACCGGCGCCACACACGUGCAAAUAUUCGUGCGAAUGUUUUAAUGACUAUUUCUGAAUCUCUUUAUCUGUUGUCAAGCGACGGAAAUGUUUCGACAGAAGUAUUUUCUAAUUUAUUCGCGUAUGUGGCACCGGAAUAAUUCGAUAUUUCUUGUUAUUCGAUAGUUUAUACAUACAAAAAGAAGAAUUAACUUAGGAAAACUAUUACUGACAAAUGGCAAAAAAAUAUAAUUACUAUGUUGCAUUACAUUGCAUGCGGUUGUGAGAAAAUAUGUUUGCGUUAAUAUUUUUUGAAAAGCACUUCCUGUACCUUGUGUAAUAUACUAACGGGCGUUCGUGUUUCUUUUUAUCUUAAUAGAUAAUCUAGGGCUGAUUUAAAAUACAAACUUAUUUUCUUAAUUUUGAAAAAUAGUAUUUAAGGUUAGGUUAAAAUACAAGACAUUCCCUAAAGUUUCACAUAUUAAAUUGACAGCUUUUAUGUGUUAAAUUCAUAAAAGUGACAAUAGUUUCUGUGUAGUCCGGUCGUUGAGAAGCUGCGUCUCUGACGUCUGUCAGUUGGUCAUGACUAGUGAUGCCCUAUAAAAAUAAACCAUUGCCACAAUAAAAUAAGAAUAUUGCGGUAAAAAUAUAUUUUACGGUAUUUAUUAAAAAAUAAUUUUAUCUCAAAAAUAUAAUUUUCAUUUUAAUGUGACAUCAUUUCAUAGUUUUUAUUUGUAGUAAUUACUAAUGUAUAAAUUGUUAAAACUAAAUUUGAUUUAUUAUUUUUUAGUAGGACAAAUAAACGAUAAUAGUAUUUUUCUCGUAAAUUCUUCGUCACUUCUUAGUUCAUCGACCAUUCGAUUACGGACCUGUCAGAAACCUAUUCGCUCUUCGGCCGGUCAUUAAUAACCAAGUCAUUAACAAAGCUUGUUACUAUUCCGUGUAAAAUCGUCUUUCUGGAAAAUUGCAAACAUUUGCAAAAACAGAUAUUACUAUCUAUUUUACCGAAACACAAUCACAUUCCUCUAUACCUUAAUUACACAUCACGAUCGAUUUGAUAUUUUUUGCACAAGAUUGUUUUAACUAUUUAUAAGUUAUUAUUAUACUUAAAAAACUCUUUUGAGUGGCAUAAUUUUACCAAAGAAAAUGUUUGUUUCGUUUUAAACACGCGUCGUGUCCUAUUUUUUUAUGUAUUUGAUGUAUUAUUUAUAAAAAUAACUGUUUUUAAUCAUGAAUGCAAUUCGGACACAAGAAAAUAAAAUGUUUAAUAAAGCAAUUAAUAAUUUAAACCAUUAAUAAUAAUUAGUAUGAAGCCAAAGUUAUUCGUCAUAAAGUAUGAAUAUUUAGUUGUAAGUUUAUAUGUCUUGUAUAUUGGUUUGUAUGUUAAUUAUUUCGAUGUGAUAUCCUAUGUUGUAUUACCCACCAUGACAAUACAAUAGUUCAGUGAUAGAUGAAGGUAAUGGUUUUUAGUUUAGAUACACAAUUGAUUGUUCUAUAAAUAGGGUCAUGGACUCUUUUCUUUUGUAAUUUGUCUGAUUUUAAAGUCAUAUUCAUUUUGCAAUAACUUGUUCUAUUUUGUCAAGUAUAACUUGACGUAUCGUUUAUUUACUCGAAUUAAUCAAAGUUACUUAAUUAUGUGUUGUUGUUUAUUUAAGUUUAUCAUAUUUUUUUAUUUACCAAAGAUAUUUUUUAAAUUUAUUUAUCCUCGGUUGAAUUA